This is a messenger RNA of Aureobasidium musti, 2400 nucleotides long. NCBI's taxonomy places the organism in Eukaryota, Fungi, Ascomycota, Dothideomycetes, Dothideales, Saccotheciaceae. The record is from the annotation of a GenBank genome assembly.
AUGUCAGGNGGUGCUACGGCUGCGCGCCGCCCUUCACUGGCCUCGUUCCCCUCUCGCAAGCAGUCUUUCUACGACGUUAUGCCCUCGGCCACCGCGAGACCUCCAAUGCGACCUUCACUAUCUCAAUCUGUUCGCUCGCCGACCAUGCCUCGUCGCAAGCGGAAACCACGCCCGCAAUACCCUCAGGACUCUUCCGAGCGCCAUGUCGAGUAUAUACUGGUUGCCUCCUUUGACAUUGAUACUGGCUCUGUCAUGGAGCAUCAAUAUCCCGCUCCAAUUGGCGGCGACGAGCACAUGUUGGCCGAACUCAUGCUGCCUGACCAGACCCAUCUGCGCAGCCAGGAUUGGACCGUCUUCUUCUUACACAAGGACCAAUCUCCAGAGGACGAGCUACUACAGCAGAGAAGAGAUAGGCGCAGACAACAAAGAGCAGAAAAGAAACAACAGCGAGCCCAAGCCAAAUCAGAUCAAGGUGCUACCGACCCGGCACUGGACAACGAUUCAGACGACAACACUGAAGAUGCCGAGUCAGAAGAUGACGCUGUCAAGAGCACCCAAGGUACACCACUAGUAUACGUUCUCAAUCUUGUCAACACCAAGCACGAUGCCAACGUCAAGCGUGGUGCUAUUGUCAAGGCUAUGGCCAUAUGUACGAGGCACUCGUUCUUGCAUAUAUACAAACCACUACUUCUUCUGGCACUUGAGGAUUACUUUCGUUCGCCCACUAUCGAGACGUUGGCUUCGCUGUAUGAAUCUGUCAAUGCCAUGGACCUCUCGCUACUCCCGCGUCUGUCUUUUCAGGAGCGCUUCAUCCUGCAAGCUUCUGAUGUCAAGGAUCUGUUCAUUGAGAAGUUCGAGGCCAUGGUUCACAAGCGUGUCCAGGAGGACAAGGCCGCAGAUCAGUCCGACGAGAAACAGCUUCAACAACAGACACCACGCCAACGAUACGGCUUGCCGCGAGACACACAUGAAUUCGAUUCUGUCGUGCAUUACAAUAAGAUCCCUGUGCCCAUCAAGAUACCCACUGCUUUGUCUCUCGAGACUGUCGGCGAUUUUUCACUCAUCAAACUUAUCCAAACUUUUAGCACACCGCACUCGGCCUCCCCCCAACCUUUUACUCAGCACCACCCACAUCUGACCACGUCUGGUCCUCUCACACACCCUAUUAUCGUUCUCCUUAAUGCAUUGCUCAGCCAGAAGCGCAUCAUCUUCAUUGGUCACAACUUGCCUUCGUCGGAAGUGGCAGAAGCUGUAUUGGCUGCUUGUUCCCUCGCUUCCGGUGGUUUCCUCAGAGGCUUCACGCGUCAUGCCUUUCCAUAUACCGAUCUUACAAAGAUUGACGACUUGCUCAAAGUUCCAGGCUUCAUCGCCGGUGUCACAAAUCCAGCCUUUGCUACCCACACCGAAUGGUGGGAUGUCAUGUGUGAUCUGCCGACAGGACGAAUCAAGAUCAGCCCAAAGAUUGAGCAAGCUCCAUUGACAGAAGGCGUGCUGUUCUUCCAACAGAGCGGCGUACCGCAACAACACAACGCACCAGGCGCUGUUUCAGCAGCAGGUACAGCGACUGGUGCAGGCAUGAGCGGCUUCCCUUCAAUCNNCCCCUCUGGGUCUGGGGAUCCAACAGGCGACGUGGCGUUCAUGUCCAGUGUGCUCGCCGCAAUCGCCGAACGCCGUGGUGAAGGCGCUGUGCGAUCAAAGUUCCGCCUCUGGAUCCUCAAAUUCAUUCGUAUAGCGGCAUCUUUCGAAGAGCUUGUUUACGGCGCUUCGGCAAUUUUCGCGUACUAUCCCCCAGGAUCUCCUAUCACACCAGCCACGGCCACUAUGGAUCUCNNCCCCUCACCAAUGACGGUACUAGACGCCGCGUUCGAGGAUCCUGCUGUCGCGGGUCAUGGCUAUGUGUGGCCUUCACAAGAAGCUAAGAUGCGUGAACUAGCUGCCAACGCUACACGUAUCGAAGGUUGGACAAAGACUCGUAGUUACUAUAACUUCAUCCAGGACUUCAGCGUUAUGUUCUCGUUGCGCCCAAUUCAAGAUCUCGAUCUUCAGCACUUGCACGACAAAUUGACAAAACUCAGACUCGGCAACGACGCGUCUGCAUCGGUCUAUCUCGCCAUCUGUGCCAGAGUAAAAACAUACGAGCAGAUCAACCAGUUGCUUUCUGUGUUCGCGUACGCCAGCCCCGCCGUGAUGAACGACAGGCAUAACGGCAUGUUCUACCUAGCCCUCGGACUCAUGCACCCGAGACUGGAUGUCCGAGAAACGGUUGCCGAGCUCAUUGACAAGAUCAGAGUACAUGAAGCUGGAAGACAUUUCUGGGCUGCGCUUGGUAGAUUCGAGCAAGCGGCCUUCGAUAGAGUCGUGCUUGCAAGGGCUGAGAGGGAGGAUGGCGGGCUACUGUAA